AUGCGAAGGCUCGCCUCCCGCAGCUCGCCCCUCCAGCGCAAAUCCAUCGGCGCCUUGCAGGACGCGGAGCAGGAGAUCCUCUUUGGCGGGAGCUACUCGCGCAAGGGCAGCGUCGACGAGCGCGAGCGCCCCAAAAAAUGGAGCAAGCCACCAUCGCCCAUGGCCAGCGCCAGCGCCAUCGCAGAGAGCUCAUCCAGCUCUGGCCUCCAGGCGUGGCUGGAGGAGCUCAAGAGCAGCGACGCCUCGAUCGCCCAAAUGGCCGCCGUGUUGCGCAGGUGUGUAGCUGAGAGGGAUCUGGGCAGCGGGAUCGGGGCGCACCGAUUGAUCCAGCAGCUGGGACUGGGCAGCAACGUCUUCCUCGCCAAUCUCCUCAUCCACAUGUAUGGCAAGCUGGGCGCGCUGGAAUCCGGCCGCGCCCUCUUCGACGCCAUGCCCGAGCGCAACAAGUUCACCUGGAGCAUCGUGCUGGCAGCGCACGCCCAGAACGGGCGCAACCGCGCGGCGCUGGAUCUCUACGAGCAGAUGUCCGCCACCGGCGUGGAGAUCGACGACGUGCUCGUGGCCACCGUGAUCGGCAUUUGUGCCAACCUCGGGGAUCUUGCCGCCGGGCGGAAGAUCCACGCGAGGGUGGCGACUUCCACAAAUGCCCAGAACGGGCAUUUGUACGCUCGCCGGGCCUUGGAUCUCUUCCGCGAGAUGGAGCGGCGGGGCAUCCGCCCGGACGCCUUCACGUACUCGUCAGUGGCGGCGGCGUGCGCGGCCAUCGGUCCAGCGGCGAUCGACGCCGGGCGCGCGCUCCACCUCCAGAUCCUCAAGAGCGGCUUCCACAGCGACGUAGCGCUGGACAACACGCUGCUCAACAUGUACGCUCGCUGUGGAUCCAUUGUCGAGGCCCGGAAGCUCUUCGAUGGGAUGCGUCGCAGGAGCGUCAUCAGCUGGAGCACCAUGGUGGCGGCGUACGCGCACGGCGGCCACCAUCUCCAAGCUCUCGAUCUCUACAAGGCGAUGGAGUCAUCCUCCCCGGCGGUGAAGCCCAACUGCAUCACGCACGCCAACGCGCUCUCGGCGUGUGCCGCGCUGGGGGAUCUGGCGGAAGGGCGGCGGAUCCACGCCAGGGUGGUGGCGGAGGAGUGGAGCGGCGCCGCCGUGGUGUGCUCGGCGCUCAUCCACAUGUACGCGAAGUGUAGCUGCCUGGACGACGCGAGGAGAGUUUUCGACGAGCUCCGGCACAGGGACUUGGUGUGCUGGAACUCGAUGGUGGCGGCGUAUGCGCAGCUCGGGCAUCUGGGCAGUGCCGUGGCGGUGUACCGCGAGAUGGUGCUGGACGGGACGGACCCCAGCAGCAUCACGCUCAUCGGGCUCGUCAUCGGUGCCAGCCACGCCGGGCGAGUGGAGGAUGGUCGCGGCUACUUCGUGGAGUUUGUGGAUCACCACCGCGAGGUGGAGCUGCUGUGGGAGCACUAUAUGUGCCUGGUGGACCUGCUGGGACGCUGCGGCUGGCUCCAGGACGCCGAGGAGCUCGUGGAGACGAUGCCGUUCGAGCCGUGCGUCACGGGCUGGAUGACGCUGCUGAGCGGGUGCCGGAUACAUGGCGACGUAGAGCGGGCGGAGCACGCCGCGGAGAUGGUGGGCGAGCUCGAGCCGGGCGGUGAAGGUGCGCAGUCCAUCCUCAUGCUUGGAGCUCUCGCGGAGAAGGAGUGGGACGUGAUGAGCUUGAUCAAGCGCCACCUCGGGUGA
This is a messenger RNA of Selaginella moellendorffii, 1737 nucleotides long. RefSeq names its product pentatricopeptide repeat-containing protein DOT4, chloroplastic. The transcript is spliced from 2 exons. Gene Ontology annotation, molecular function: protein binding; RNA binding. Gene Ontology annotation, biological process: RNA modification. Lineage: Eukaryota; Viridiplantae; Streptophyta; Lycopodiopsida; Selaginellales; Selaginellaceae. The record is from RefSeq and is a predicted model, not a curated record. Bases 1 to 1737 code for a protein of 578 amino acids.